GUGCCAUUCGUUUUUGUUACUUUAUUCUUUCGUUCUAAGUUUGAUACUUACUUUCGUUCAAGGUAACCUUCAUCCAUCUACCUGGACUACUGUCAUACUGACAAGUGUACGUAGAUGAAAAUCACUCAAGCCUCCGCAGCGGCAGCCCUCGCCCUCAGCGCCUCCGCCAUCCCCAUCCCCUGCCUCCUCCCCUUCCUCGGCUGGGGCUCCGGCAGCGGUAGCUCCGACCUAGGCGGUUCCCUCGGCGGCAGCGCCAGCGGAUCCGGAAGUGCCGGUGGCGACCUGGGUCUCGGUCUUGGUCUUGGUGGUUCUGGUAGCGGAAGUGCCAGCGCUACUGGCUCCGGUGCUGCUGCUGCUAGUGGCUCUGCUGGUGCGGACGCUGGUGGAUGGGGUGACCUUGGCGCUGCUCUUGGCCUUGGUGGUUCGGGCAGUGGAAGUGCCUCUGGAAGCGCCUCUGGUGAGGGCGAAGGUGAAGGUGAAGGCGAGGCCGGUGCCAGCGGAACUGCCUCCGGCGGUGCAACCGGUACUGCCAGCGGUGGUCUCGGCGCGGGCGCCAGUGGCAGCGCUGGCCUUGGCGGAUCUGCUAGCGGUGGUGCCUCCUUGGGUGGUAGCGGCAGCGCUGGUCUCGGACUUGGUCUCGGUGGAAGCGGAAGCGGCAGCGCUGGUCUUGGUGCUAGCGGUACUACCGGUGGUGGUGCCAGUGCCAGCGGAACUGCAUCUGGAGCUGCUGGUGCAGGUGCCAGUGGCAGUGCUGGCCUUGGUGGAAGCGCUGGUCUCGGUGGUUCUGCUGGUCUUGGAGGAUCCGCCGGCCUUGGAGGAUCUGCUGGUGGUAGCGCCGGCGGUGACGCUGGUGUGAGUGCUUCUGGCAGCGGAGAUACUGGAGCUACUGGUACUACUUCUGGUGGUGCAAGCGGAACUGCCUCGGGCGCUGCUGGUGCAGGUGCCAGUGGAAGCGCUGGACUGGGUGCCUCUGCUAGCGGAUCUGCUGGUCUUGGUGGAAGUGCCGGUCUUGGAGGAUCCGCUGGUGGCAGCGCUGGCGGCAGUGCUGAAGGUAGCGGCAGCGGCAGCGGUGACACUGGAGUGAGCGCAUCUGGAAGUGACAGCGGAGAUACCGGAGCCAGCGGAACCACCACUGGCGGUGCUAGCGGAACUGCAUCUGGAGCUGCCGGUGCUGGAGCUAGCGGCAGUGCAGAACUCGGCGGAUCUGCCAGCGGAAGUGCCGGUCUUGGAGGAAGUGCCAGCGGCAGCGGAGACAUCGGAGCCGGAGCCAGCGGAGAUGCCAGCGGAGACGCCAGUGGUGAUGCCAGCGGUGAUGCCAGCGGAGACAGCGGAGACAGCGGAAGUGACAGCGGCGACGAAGGAGUCAGCCCCAUCAGCGGAACCCCCACCACCGACUCAUCCCCCAGCUUCACCACCAGCGUCAGCGCCUCAACCAGCGUCAGCCUCCCCGGUGGCGGCGCCUCCGCUGAAGCAUCCGGCAGCGCAUCCAUCGACGGCAAAGGAAGCGGCAGUGUUGGUCUCGGAGCCAGUGGCAGCGGAAGUGUCGGAGCUGACGCCGGGGCAGGUGGUAGCGCGAGCGGCGGCGCCUCGGGCAGUGCGUCUGCAAGCGCUGAUUCCUCUGCUAGUGCUGGGGCCAGUGCUUCUGGCAGCGCUGAUGCCAGUGUUAGCGUUACUGCUGGAGCUUCUGCUUCUUUGAGCGCUAGCUUUUAGAUGUUGAGGCGUUUUCAACCGAAAUAUCCAGUAAUUGAUUAUCUGGCAGGUUAUCACCUUUAAUAUGGUUUGAAUUGGAAUUGGAAUCUGGUCAUUCGUUUAUAUUUGUCGAUGGAAGAAUGUAAUGUAUGGAAUUGGUAAUCGGUGAUCGCCACCUUGUUUGCUAUACUUUUGUUUUUAUAUAUAGAAGCCUAUCACUCUUUUGCUUCUCAAAAUCAAGCAUAUUUCUCAG
Molecule: messenger RNA, 1942 nt
Organism: Aspergillus wentii DTO 134E9
Lineage: Eukaryota; Fungi; Ascomycota; Eurotiomycetes; Eurotiales; Aspergillaceae
Exons: 2
Coding region: 115-1710 (531 amino acids)
Source: RefSeq, a predicted model, not a curated record